GGCGAUUAUUAUGGAAGUGUCGUUCGUCAGUAUCUUCCGUAGAUUAUAUUAAAAUAAGUGAAAAAUGAGUGAUUUUUUCAAGUCUGCAAUCGGUUACUUUAACGCCGGACCUUCGGCUGAACAAACUGACGAGUUCGUCGGUCAGAUCAUUGAUGUGAACGGCAUAAAAUUACGUGUGAAACGCUUGAUUGCCGAAGGUGGAUUCGCGUUUGUGUACGUGGUGCAAGAUGUGCAGAGCGGAAACGAAUACGCCCUCAAGAGACUUAUCGGCGCUGAUAAGGUCGCCUGCAACAACAUCAUUAAAGAGAUCAAUCUGCACAAGAAGCUGUCGGGCCACCCGCACAUCGUGCAAUUCGUGGGCGCAUCAUUCAUCGAUAGGACGAAAGAUGCACAGGGCAAGGCGGAGUAUUUGCUUCUGGGCGAGCUGUGCAAGGGCGGAUCGUUGGCAGACUGCCUGGGCACUGCGAUUGAACCUGCCGUCGUGUUGCGGGUGUUCUACCAGGCGACGAAAGCUGUUGGGCACCUGCAUGCACAGGUGCCACCUGUCACCCACAGGGACAUAAAGAUAGAAAACUUCCUUAUCGGAUCGGAUGGGUAUUUAAAACUCUGUGAUUUUGGCUCUGCAACAACAGACAUUUACGAACCAAAUAUUGAAUGGGGAGCUCAGCAAAGGAAUACCUUGGAGGAUGAAUUAGCUACAGUUACAACGCCCAUGUAUAGAGCCCCUGAACUCCUAGAUACAUGGGCGAAUUAUCCAAUUGGUCCAAAGGUCGACGUGUGGGCUUUAGGCUGCAUAUUGUAUUGUUUAUGUUAUCAGAAGCAUCCUUUUGAAGAUUCCGCCAAAUUGCGGAUAAUCAAUGGAAACUACACGAUACCAAGCGACUCGCGCUACAAUUGCUUCCAUGAAAUAAUCAAAGGCUGUUUCAAAGUGAAUCCCAGUGAACGGUUUGAUGUACAAGCCAUCUUAGAGAGACUUGCGGCAAUAUCGGAAACUCUAGGUUGGCCGCUCAAGAGCCAAAUAGAUUUAGUGGGGAAACCAAUUAAAACGCCGCCGGAUACGUCCCCUCAAUUCACACCGACACACACUUCUAGCGCUGUUCCGAAGGAGAAUCAACCGUCAGUCCCCGUUCGACCCGCUCCUCCACGGCCCCCAGCCCAUGCUGGAGGACCACCACCAGUGCCCCGGAAUCCUGAAAGUAGACCGCCGAAUGAAAAUAUGAUGAACAUGAAUCAACAACCGGUACCGCCGGCAGUAGCAUCAAGUGGACUUUUCUCGUCACUUCGCGGAGGUGCCGGCAGUUUCUUAAAGAAUCUUAAAGACACCUCGUCAAAGGUGAUGCAGACGAUGCAACAAACAAUCGCUAGAACCGACAUUGAUAUAAGUUACAUUACAUCACGCGUUCUAGUGAUGCCUUGUCCGUCUGAAGGUUUAGAAUCAGCUUAUAAGAUCAAUAACAUAGAAGAUGUGAAAUUGUCUAUUGAAAGUCGUUAUGUACCAUCUAAGGUCAGCAUUUAUAACUUGGGGCCGCGGAAUUGUCCCCGUCUACCACCUCCUAUUCGAACUGUGGAAGCAAGCACGAUUUACCAUUGCUCGGCCGCGAAAGCUCCGCAUUUGUAUGGAAUGUACUCAAUAAUUGAGGACAUGUAUGGAUUUCUAUAUGCUGAUCCGAAGAAUAUUAUUAUUAUUCAAAGUCCCGAUAACGGAGGAUCAUUUGCUGCAACUAUUGUCUGCACCUUGCUAAUGUACGCGGGAUUAAUAGUUGAGCCCGAAGAUGGACUUCAAAUCUUUGCGGUAAAAAGAAAUGUUCCAAACGCCAGGGCAUCGGAGUUGAGAUAUUUAUAUUAUUUCGGGGACAUCCUGCGACCCACUCCACAUCUUCCACAUAACAAAACAAUGACGAUAGUAUCAAUUUCGUGUCAACCUAUUCCGCGAAUGACUAAAGCUCGGGACGGAUGCCGAUUCUUCAUGGAAGUUUAUUGCAAUGAAAAAUUGAUGCUCAACACAAUACAAGAAUAUGAUAGGAUGAAAUUAUACUCGGCCAGUCAAGGAAAAAUAAUGCUUCCAGUGAAUGUAACUUUGUCUGGUGAUGUAAUUUUCGUUCUAUAUCAUGCACGAAACUCACUUAAAGGGAUGGGUCGACCACAUGGAAUCAAAAUUUGUCAAUUCCAAUUCCAUACUGGUUUUAUUCCCGAACAAGAAACCCUUAUUAACUUUACCCGUAAUGAUUUAGAUGAUCUGCUCGAUGCUGAACACAUUCCUGGUAACUUUUCGGUGUCGCUUUCUAUUGUUAUGAAUGAACAAGAAUGUCCACCAAAGAAAAAUCCACCAUGGAUGAAUAAGAAACCGAAGAAGGAUGCAAGCAUUCUUUUCAGUUCUCAGCUCGAGCAUUUAGAAAUGACUGAUAACUUCGUGACAAAACCAACUGCAUCGGUGCAUGAGAAACCCGCCAGGCCACCGGUUCCUCCUCAUCCUGCUCCGCCCGCAAGACCACCUGAGCCGGUGCCUGUCAUGGCAGAACGCAGUGUUGCUCCAGAUAUUACAGCUGAAAUCCCCAAUCAUGACACCCCAAAUAUAGACUUGUUAAAUCUUAGUCAAUCGCCCGCACCCGCGGCAGGAGAUUCAGCCCCGAGGAAAACUCGGGCACCUAGUUUCGAUCUAUUGGGUUCGUUUGAAAGCAAUGAACCAGUUUCUGCUCCAAUUCCAGAUAUAUUAGGGGGUGGAGUUAGCAAUGCCCAGCCUGGACUCGACGAUAUAUUUGGCUCAAUCAAAACUCCCCAGGCUAAUGCUGGUGGUGACUUCAAUAACAUAGGAAUCAAUUUUAAUGCGUUCGUAAGUUCGGACGAACCGAAGGCAGAUGGUGGAAUAGGUUUCAACGCGAAUCCAAUGAAUGACCCGAUUUUCAAUCUAAACUCGAACCCGUACAUUCCAGACAUAGAAAAUAAAUCUCAAACGGCAAGUCAUGAUAACUCGCCGCAACAGCCAAAAGAUCCAUUCGCCGAUAUUGCAAAUCUUGCCAGUGAACUAAACAUCAAUUUUAAUCCAAACAAAUUAACAAGCAAAACCCCACAACCAAGCCCGCAUACAACACAAUUUUCUAGUCCAACUCAUAACUUUAGCAGUGCACCAUCAUCUGUAUCAUCACCGGCUCACAACUCGCGUUCGCCGAAUGGCCCGCAAGUGCAGACUACAGCAUCAAUCCCCACGUCCACACAGCCACCAUCACGUCCCGAUUAUAGUCGAUCUCACUUUGAAACACAAAAUGCAACACAAUCUAAUAAGCAACAACCAAAAACUGAGAAGAGUGGAGACAUUUUUGCUGAUAUUUUAGGAGAACAAGGAUACAAAUUUGGUAGUAAAACGAAUCAAGGCCCACGAUCAAUUAAUGAAAUGAGAAAAGAGGAUUUGGUGAAGGAAAUGGACCCGGAUAAGUUGAAAAUAAUGGAAUGGACUGAAGGAAAGAAGAAUAACAUACGCGCGUUACUGUGUUCGAUGCAUACCGUUUUGUGGCCCGAUGCUAAGUGGACGAAAUGCGAGAUGCAUCAGCUUGUAAGUGCCGCAGAUGUGAAAAAGGCUUACCGGAAGGCUUGUCUGGCAGUCCAUCCUGAUAAGCAAGUUGGUACUGAUAACGAAGCCAUAGCAAAACUCGUCUUCAUGGAGCUCAACAAUGCAUGGAGUGAUUUCGAGAAUGAUGCAACACAACAAAAUAUAUUUUCAUCCUAAAAGUGCAUAUACACACAUUCAUAUACAUUCUUGACACAGAAAUUUGUUUCUUCGAUGUAGUAACAAAUACACACAGACAAGACGAACUAAAGUGAAAUUUCGUUCUAACAAUUUGUUUAUAAUACUAAACAAAACCACUUAAGAAUUAUAUGUAAUCCUGAGCAAAAGGCUUCAAUUUCGCCGCAACAGUUAUCGAUGAAAGAAUUUACUCAUAAAUAUAGGGCAAGUGACUUAUUUUAAAAAAAAAAAUUUAGUUUGUUAUCAUCAAACCAAGCAAUUCCUAUUAAUCAUAAACAGCGCUGUAAAUAUUUAUGUUUAGAGUAUCUUUCUUAAUUUAUGGAUUCAGCAGAGAGAAGCAUGUUUUCAUUUUGUACACCGCAUAUGAAAGGAUAGAUACAAACGUGAAGUUCACAAAGCAGAAAUGAAAUUAUGUCAUCAAGAAAUGGCGUCAUUGUUAGUAAACUAUUGCAAUUCAACGUUUUCCCCCUCUUCAAAGUGUUAUUCAUUUUAUUCAAUGGAUCCAUAAGUCGUUGAAUAGAAAAAUUUGAUAAUUUAAGACAUAGGCAACAUACAAUAAUAGUUAGUACCUAAAAUAUUUCCAAUUCAUGAAUUAUUAUAGAUUUAAACGAAAAUAUAGGUGGAUAUCGAAUUAAACGCAUACAAAUGAGUAUCUAAAAUGAAAUAAUUAUUCUACCGAAUGAAUUAUAUUCUUGUUGUUCAAUUCAAAUUCAGUAUUUAUUCAAAAUCGAAAUGGAAAAGAUAAUGCAAAUAUGAAAUUAUUAUUAAUGUCAAUCAAUUUUCAAAAUAUAUAAACUAUUAUUGAAAGAAGCUGAAAUUCUGAGAUUCAUAUAUAAAAUAUAUUUAUUUUUAAAUCGUACACGAAUGUAGUAGAUAAACACGAAGCGAGAAGAAGCCAAUGGAAAUAUUUGAAUGGAUUCUAUGAAAACAGUUAGUAUUUAUUUUGUGAGAAUAUGAUGUGAUUCCCUAUGAAUAUAUAUAUUUUGUUAUAUAUAUAUUUUUAUGAUUUCCGUUCAUUUAGUGAAAAUACCACAAUUAUGCAGAAGAAAUACAAUUAUAUUUACAAA
Hermetia illucens (black soldier fly) is the source of this 4806-nucleotide messenger RNA. It is a transcript of the gene aux, whose product is annotated as cyclin-G-associated kinase. Gene Ontology annotation, cellular component: cytoplasm. Lineage: Eukaryota; Metazoa; Arthropoda; Insecta; Diptera; Stratiomyidae. The transcript has 11 exons. Gene Ontology annotation, molecular function: ATP binding; AP-2 adaptor complex binding; protein serine/threonine kinase activity. The record is from RefSeq and is a predicted model, not a curated record. Bases 65 to 3721 code for a protein of 1218 amino acids. Gene Ontology annotation, biological process: positive regulation of Notch signaling pathway; protein phosphorylation; regulation of clathrin-dependent endocytosis.